Messenger RNA from Melanotaenia boesemani (Boeseman's rainbowfish), 1246 nucleotides. RefSeq names its product inorganic pyrophosphatase 1b (gene ppa1b). Gene Ontology annotation, molecular function: magnesium ion binding; inorganic diphosphate phosphatase activity. Gene Ontology annotation, cellular component: cytoplasm. NCBI's taxonomy places the organism in Eukaryota, Metazoa, Chordata, Actinopteri, Atheriniformes, Melanotaeniidae. Gene Ontology annotation, biological process: phosphate-containing compound metabolic process. The transcript is spliced from 11 exons. The record is from RefSeq and is a predicted model, not a curated record. Bases 102 to 977 code for a protein of 291 amino acids.
AUGCGCUGCGGCUUCUGGGACUACGAGCCCGGUGCAGGCGUUUGCUUCCGUCGUCAUCCUCAUUUUCCGAACCAAACUGCAUCAGAAUCCCGCAUUUAAGCAUGAGCUUCACAGUCGAAGAGAGGGGGAACCCUAAUUCCCUGAGCUACCGUUUGUUCUUCAGAAAUGCUGAAGGAAAGUACAUCUCACCAUUCCAUGACAUACCAUUAUAUGCUGACGAGAGUCAGAACAUCUUCCACAUGGUUGUUGAGGUACCAAGAUGGACAAAUGCAAAGAUGGAGAUUGCUACAAAAGACAUCCUGAAUCCAAUAAAGCAGGAUGUGAAAAAGGGCAAGCUGCGGUUUGUUGCCAAUGUUUUCCCACAUAAAGGCUACAUCUGGAACUAUGGAGCAAUUCCUCAGACGUGGGAAGAUCCAGCACAUAAAGAUGGAGACACUGGCUGCUGUGGCGACAAUGAUCCCAUCGAUGUCUGUGAAAUCGGCAGUAAGGUGUGCUCUCGUGGGGAGGUAAUCAGAGUGAAGAUACUUGGGAUCCUGGCCAUGAUUGAUGAGGGUGAGACUGAUUGGAAAGUGAUUGCAAUCAACGUAGAGGACCCUGAAGCCAGUGGAUUUAACAACAUCAGUGAUGUCCAGCGCCUGAAACCCGGUUACCUAGAAGCCACAGUGGACUGGUUCAGGAGGUACAAAGUUCCAGAUGGGAAACCAGAAAACUGCUUUGCUUUCAACGAGGAGUUCAAAGACAAGGACUUUGCCAUUGAAGUAAUUCGAAGCACACACAACUUCUGGAAGGCCCUCAUUUCCCAAAAGACUAAUGCUGGGGAGCUCAACUGCAAAAACACUUGUGUCUCAUCUGGUGAAAGUCCUUACUGCUGCUCAGCAGAUGAGGCCAAAGCUGCAGUUGGUGAGACAUGUCCUUGUGGAAAAGAAGAGCUGAUCCCCUCAUCAGUUGAUAAAUGGUUCUACUAUGAGAAGAAGUGAUCCAGUAGCUGAAAGAGUUGGAGCAGGAAAGACUCAUCUGUGUUGGAAAUACUUGAAGAUGGACGUCUUUAUAGAUGGAGGGGUAGCGGUUAGAUACUGUAGAGACAGAGAAGAGUCAAAAUGCACUCAUGUCACCACCAGUUAUCAGAUAUUUAACAAAGAUCUCUUUGGAGAUGUGCUGUCAUUCAAGUACAGGUACUGUCUCAUAGAUAUUUCUGCGCUGUAUGACACUGGAUUGCUUUAAUAAAGCUUCUCUGGUUAAAUUAUCA